UCAUCCACGUGUGACCUUCCUUGUCCAAUAUCCACUCCCCAACACUUCCUCCGCCCACCUGUCACUCUUUUCCUACAUUCCAAAUAAAUUUAGCCCCGAAAACACGCUCUCUUCUAUAUAAACCCCACCUGAAAUCCCUUCCUUAUCGUAAACUCAAGCUCCAUUUUUCCCUUCCUUUCUUCCAUGGAAUCCCAAAAUCUCAAACAACGUUUCAGGGAUGACCCUGGCAUUACCAACACCACCAUCUCCAACGAGAAAGCCUACAACAACGAAAUAAAUAGAGCAAGCAGGCGAGAAGAGAGAAUGGCUAUGGCCAAACGUGGCCUAAGAUCGCUAGCUAUAGCAGUUUCGUUCCCUCUGUUUCUCACCUUAUUAAACAUCUACUUGUUUGGUUCAGGUCAUAGUUAUGGCGCUCUAGCAAAACCCUUCUGGUUCCCCCCUUUGUGGCUUAUACAUAUAACUUGCCUGGCUUCGAGCUUCGUAAUGGGUCUUUCAGCUUGGCUUGUUUGGGCUGAAGGCGGGUUCCACUUGAGGCCAACUGCGUUAUCUCUUUAUUUGGCUCAGCUAGGAUUGAGCUUGGCUUGGCUUCCGAUUGUGUUUUGGAUGGGAGCCAGUUGGGUCGGGUUGGUUGUGCUCUUGGCGGUGUUUGGGGCUCUGGUUGGGUGUUCAAGGGAUUUCAGAGAGGUGAAUCCCAUAGCUGGUGACUUGGUUAAGCCUUGUUUGGCAUGGGCUGCGUUUUUGGCCAUUUUAAAUCUAAAGCUUGUUUUCCUUUGAAGCAUAUCACGAUCUUAUGUUGUUACCUAGUAAUGUUAUUUUACACACUGCAAAAAAAAAAAAGGAUUUGAUUUUGUCUUUCCCUUCUUAUCAUCAUCAGAGAGUUUUAGUC
This is a messenger RNA of Durio zibethinus, 886 nucleotides long. NCBI's taxonomy places the organism in Eukaryota, Viridiplantae, Streptophyta, Magnoliopsida, Malvales, Malvaceae. The record is from RefSeq and is a predicted model, not a curated record.